AUGCAAAAAGAGAUUGAAGAACGUUUAAAGCUUAGUUCUUACGGCGAAGGUUCUCCUAGAAAAGGAUGGCUUUACAAUAUGGGUCCGACCCAUGUUACAGACCAAAAGAAACGCGUAUCUUUGUCUGGUUUGGACCUUUAUUUCUUGCAAGAAGAUUUGACUCCAUUCAAAUCCACCAUUAUGUAUAAUCCAUAUUUCUACGUUGGCUGCAAAGAUGGAACCCAUGAUAAAGUUCGAGAAUACUUGACCGGAAGAUUCAAAGAGAUAUAUCGAAUUGAAGAAGAGACUAGAAAACAAGAUCUUCAAAAGCCAAAUCAUCUUUUAAAUCCAUCGGUCAAAUAUCUGAAAUUAUUAUUUCACAAUGAGAAAGAUUUGAUGGAAGUUCGUAAAUAUAUUCUGCCUGCAGUAAAAGAGAACAAAAAAUUGGCUGCUUCGAAUAGCAAUCUCGAUCAUAACAAAAAGAAUAAUACAAAAAUCGAUGAAUAUGAAAAGAUCUCGUAUAUGAACGACAUACGUGAAUAUGAUGUUCCCUAUUAUCAUCGAGUUGCCAUCGAUAAAGGUAUUAGAGUUGGUCGCUGGUACACAGUCCGAGCAAAGCCGAGUCAUCAGGGACCUCAAAUUAGUUUGACCUUGCAGGAGGAUAUGCUCGAAAAUCCAGAAGUUGUUGUUCUUGCCUUUGAUAUUGAGACUUAUAAAGAUCCGCUUAAAUUUCCUGAUUCAUCUAAAGACCCUAUAAUGAUGAUAUCUUAUAUGAUUGACGGCGAUGGUUAUUUAAUUACUAAUCGAGAAAUAAUCGCCGAAGAUAUUGAAAAUUUUGAGUACGUCUCGAAACCAGAAUUCGCUGCAAAGUUUCAUAUAUUUAAUGAAGUCAAUGAGGAAAUUGGGUUUACAAAGGUUGAGGCAGGGAAUGACAGUUAUUAUCAUAGUAGGCAUUGCUUACAUAUGGAUUGCUUCAAUUGGGUUCAAAGAGACAGUUAUCUUCCGGCUGGUAGUCAAGGUUUGAAAGCAGUCACAAAAGUUAAAUUAGGCUAUGACCCUCUUGAAUUGGAUCCCGAAGAUAUGGUCCCAGCUGCAUUUGAACGACCACAGGAGUUGGCACAAUAUUCUGUUUCUGAUGCGGUUGCUACGUAUUACCUUUACAUGGAACAUAUCCAUAGUUUCAUAUUUUCGUUAUGUAACUUGAUCCCUCUCAAUCCUGAUGAUGUAUUACGUAAAGGUUCAGGCACACUAUGCGAACUUUUGCUCAUGGCGGAAGCGUAUCGUGCUAAUAUAUUGUUUCCGAAUAAACAUGCAGAUGAAUUGGAAAAGUGGGAUAAUGAAAAACUGCUGGAUUCUGAGACCUAUGUUGGUGGUCACGUUGAAGCUUUAGAAGCAGGUGUAUUUCGAUCAGAUAUCCCAAUUGAAUUUAAAAUUGAUCAUGAUGCCAUUCAAAAGCUUAUUGAGAAUUUAGAUGAUGUCCUGAAAUUCGGCUUAGAUUCUGAGAAAAGAGACGAAGAUUUAAUUUCUGAUAUUAUCAAUUAUACUCAAGUACGAGAACAAAUAAUCGGCGCCUUACGAAAUCUUCAAGAAAAGUCAUUGCAUGAAACUAACCUUAUUAUGACGCCAGCAAUAUAUCAUUUCGACGUGGGCGCUAUGUAUCCCAAUAUUAUUUUAACGAAUCGCUUACAACCCGAUGCAAUCCGCGCUAAAACAAAAAAUAACUUGUGCAGUCAUAAAAUAUCUGGUGUAUCUUGCGAUCGGCCUAUGAAUUGGACUUGGCGCGGCGAGGUCUUUUCGCUGAAUAAGGAUGAAGUAGAACAUUGCCGAAGCUUACUCAAAUCAAAAACAUAUGAAAAUGUUAAAUAUACUGAUUUAUCGGCGGAAAAACAAAACGAGAUAACAAAGAAAAGCUCUGGCAAAUUCUCUGAAUUAUCACCAUACAAGCAAGCCGAGCUAAUAAAGAAAAGUGAUGUCAAAUAUUUUGAUCUAUCAAUAGAAAAGCAAGUGGAGCUAUUAAAGAAAAGGGUUCAAGAAUAUGGUCGAGCUGUUGGACGCACAGUCAAAACUACGAUACUCGAAGAUAGGGAAGUGAUUGUAUGUCAACGUGAAAAUCCUUUUUACAUUGACACUGUCAGAAAUUUUCGCGAUGAGCGGUACAAAUACAAACGUCUUUUGAAGGAUUGGAAGAAAAAAUUAGAAAUCGCAAAGCGCUCCGAUGAAUUCAAAAUUGCAAAGAAUCGGGUUGUCUUAUACGACUCAUUACAGAUUGCCCAUAAAUGCAUCUUGAACUCUUUUUACGGCUAUGUCAUGAGAAAAGGCUCUCGUUGGUAUUCGAUGGAAAUGGCUGGUGUAGUAUGCUUAACUGGUGCGAAGAUAAUCCAGAUGGCUAAACAAUGGGUGGAAACUAUAGGACGACCUUUAGAAUUAGAUACUGAUGGCAUAUGGUGCAUGCUUCCUUCCACUUUCCCGCAACAAAUAACAUUUACUUUAACAAGUAAUAAAUCUAUUACGUUGUCUUAUCCUUGUGUCGUACUCAAUUAUUUAGUGAGAAGAGAUUUUACCAAUCAUCAGUAUUGCUAUAUGAAUAGCAAUAGUGGAAAAUAUGAAAUGCGCAGUGAAAAUUCUAUUCUAUUUGAACCUGAUGGACCAUACCGCGCAAUGAUAUUACCGGCAAGUGAAAAAGCGGAUAAAAAACUGAAAAAAAGAUAUGCGGUAUUUAAUGACGCCGGAAAGCUGGUUGAAUUGAAAGGUUUUGAGGUGAAACGUCGCGGUGAAUUAAAAUUAAUAAAGAUUUUCCAAGAAAGUAUAUUUCCUCUUUAUCUUAAAGGAAAAAGUCUAGAGCAGAGCUAUGAAGCUGUUGUAAAAGUUGCAAAUAAUUGGCUUGAUUUACUUGAAAACAAAGGAGAUGGUAUGAACGUUGCGGAACUGAUCGAGUUAAUUUGCGAAGGCAAGAACAUGUCGCGCACGUUAGAAGACUAUGGGAAUGCAAAAUCAACUCAAAUUACGACCGCUAAACGUCUUAAGGAAUUUCUUGGCGCAGAAAUGGUACAGGAAAAGGGAUUAGCGUGUAAAUUUAUUAUCGGAGCAAAACCAAGCGGUCUUGAUGUGAGUCAAAGAGCGAUUCCAAUCGCAAUAUUUUCUGCAGAUCUCCCGGUAAAGCAAUAUUUUUUGAGAAAAUGGUUAAACGAUCCUAGUAUUCAGAAUGUCGAUAUACGUGAUAUUGUAGACUGGGGGUACUAUUCGGAAAGAUUAAAGCGCGUGAUUCAAAAACAAAUCUCCAUCCCAGCUGCUAUGCAAGGACUGCAAAAUCCUAUUCCAAGGGUUCCACCUCCAAAAUGGCUCAUAGACCAAGAAUAUGAAAAGAGUAGUAAUCAACUUCGUGUUGACGAUAUGUUUGUAAAAUUGGCGAAAGAUUCUGUCGGAAAAGAAAAUAAGGUAUCUUUAUCUUCUCGUUCGGAUAAUUCCAAUAACAUGGAAAUCAUAGAUGCAGUUGAUGAAAUGGAAAUUGAUGAAAUAGACAACGUCAUCGAGUCUUCUUUCCGCAAGAGGAAAAGUCUUAUUGAUAUAAAUAAAAAUUCAAAAAGAACAAAGGCUCAAAAUGAUAUAAUCCAAUUAGACGAAGAUGAAAAUGAAAAUGACUUUGGAUUGGAUUCAAGUCGUCCAAACGAUAUCAUUAUUUUUCAAAUCAUUCCUACAAACAUUCCGGGUGAAUUGCGUGUCUUUGCAUUUGCAAGAAAUCAGCUAUAUCCGAUAACUCUCACAGUACCGCGUAUACUUUAUGUUAAUUCACGUAUACCAGAACUCGCAGAUAAUAUCAAAGAUAUGUGUGAUCAAAUCACCAAAGUCAGACGUACUUUACCUGGAUCACGCGUACUUAAUCAUCUCUUUGAAUUAUUCAUUAAAGAGAAAGAUUUUGAAAAGAAUCUCGGUAUUUUAAAGAGGGACAAUAGUCUAGAGGGUGUUUAUGAAUCGAAAACACCUUUGACACAAAGGGCUAUUAAUAAAUUAGGAUUCUUGUGCACGGCUAAUGCUAACGGACAAAGCCUGCUUAAUACUAGAUGCAAUCUCAUGGAUCUUAAAGUAUCAAAAAGCAAAAAUUCCAGUAUCCCGCUUGAUAAGCUUUCCUACUUAUAUAUUAUACAUAUUGUAACUGAAUAUGGUGUUAUGUGGGCAUUGUUUCACUCUAAAAGAGAGGAGAUGCAAUUUUUCAUUCUUAAUGAGCACUCAAAUCAAAUAAUCACUGAUCUUACAAUAGAACAUGCUUAUGAAAAAAUCUGGAAAGAUGUCACCGAAGAGAAAAAAGUUAUUUUAGAGUAUAAGCCAUCUUUAACGGUAAUUAAAAGAAACUAUAGUGAUUAUGAUGACGUUUCCAAAGAUAUUUCACAUGAACUGCGACAAUUACAUGGACCAACACUUGUGAUUAUCCAGUCUAAAAAGAAUAGACCUUUAGGUCGAGAAAAGAUCACACAAUUUCCGACUAUCUUCAUGCAUCCUCCGAAAUUGAUUAAAAAACAAUUGAAUCCAUUAGAUUGGCAAAGAAAAGUCGUUGAGGCAAUCUGUCAUAAUUAUUUUGAAGUGGGAUCUUGGCUCAGCCAUCGAAUUGAUAUUGCCAAAUACACAAAUAUUCCUGUAUGUAAUCUUCCAAAAGAUUGGCAAUUGUAUGCGAUGGACGUCCAGUUUUCAAGAAACCUGCAGAAUAAUGGGCAACUUUUAUGGUGGUCGACGUCUGGUGAACCAGAUUAUGGGGGACAUGAAUUUGAUAAAAAUUCAUAUAUUAUGGACAUUUAUUCUGCUACAGAAUUCAACAAUCCUGGCUAUUAUAAGACAAUAUGCCUCGACAUGAAGGUUCAUGAUUUGUUGUUCAAUGCAAUAUUGAUGUAUGAAAAAAUUUCGAUGCCUGAGAUGCCUGACUCGUUGAAGAGUCUAAGGAUCACGGUUCAAAAUUGGUAUUUUGAUGCUUUAACACAGGGUAAGGAAUCGCUUGACAAAGAAAUGAAGAGUCAUUUUCAUCGUUGGCUUAGUUCUACUGAAGCUAAUAUGUAUGAUCCGCGUCUUAAUGGAGCUGUGAAAAGAUUGAUGACCAACGUUCUUUGGGAAUUAUAUAAUCAACUUGGAAAAGUGAUCUUUAUUGAUUUUGGAAGAAUAAUAAUUGACACUACAAAGUCUAAAAGCACCACUCAAGAAAUUAGCGAACAUUUCAACAAUAUUAAAAGUGAUAUAGCAAGAACCGAUCGUCUUCAGACAUUAAAGCUCCAGCCUAUUAAAUUGUGGACACAACUUUUAUGGGAAGACGCGUCAAAUUAUGGAGGACUCUGCAUGAGCGAAGGCAAAAAAAAGGAACUUCAGAUGUCAUGGAACAUGGCGAGUUAUCUGCCUAAAGAUUUGGUCGGUCCUUUUGAAAAUACUAUAAGAUUUUUUAUCAUUAAAACAUCCGAGUUUUUGAUGAAGAAAAAUUUUAAUCUCGACAAUGGACUCGAAGAUGACAAAACUUCUGAUAUGUAUAAAGAUAUUUUUAUCGAAACCAUUAACAAAAUAAAGCAAAUACUUUCGGCUAUAAAGUGCCAAGAAAUCAAAGGGAUAAUCUAUAAAUUUCCGGAACUUCCUGGAUCAACAUAUCGAAGAAACAACGUUGCACUUGAAUUUCUCAAGUACAUAUUUCGAGUCUUUAAAUUGGAUCCCGAGCUUGAAGAAUUAGCGGACGAUGAAAAGCAAAAUUUGAUGAAAAUUAUUGAAAUUAGUGCAUUUAGUGACAUCGCCAAAUUUACUAAUCCAGCUGGAUCAUUAAAGAUACCGAUUUCUUGCCACGAAUGUGGAUUCACGCGUGAUGUUGAUCUUUGUCGUGAAGAUUAUUCGGGGUGUAUUUGUAAAAAACCAUAUAACAAGGACAUAUUUGAAGAGAAUUUGGUGGCAUGGGCGGAGCGUCGUAUAAUGGCAUUGCAGUUGGUAGAUUUAAGAUGCGUUCAUUGUAGAAGACCAACUAAGGAUCUUCAGGAUAAUUGUUAUUGCGGUAAUGCUUACAAGAUGGAACAGGAUCGUAAUGUGUUAAUAGAACAAUUACAUAUUCUUGCUGAAAUAUCUAAGCUUAAUAACAUGAUUUUAUUGAAUGAAAUUGUGGGUAGAACUCUUAGAUCAUGA
Molecule: messenger RNA, 6114 nt
Organism: Ambispora leptoticha
Lineage: Eukaryota; Fungi; Glomeromycota; Glomeromycetes; Archaeosporales; Ambisporaceae
Source: the annotation of a GenBank genome assembly